CAUUACUCUGUACGGUUAUACUUAAGAAGGUGGUCACGUCAGCAGCCAUUCAGUUAUUCUGCUUUUGCGCUGAACGCAUCAUGUCUCGUGAAGAGGUCACUAUGUUGGUACUAAGAAAGAUCGUGGUUGACGCGUUUAUGUUUGGUGCUUUGGCGCUCAGUAUCUAUUUCACACGGUACCUUUGGCUACCCUUCGAGCGUGGCUUUUUCUGCGGCGACGAGAGCCUCAUGUUCCCCUACAAGGACGACACCGUCUCUACCACGGUGCUCAGAGCCGUCGGGCUUGGAUUACCCAUUGUCAUUUUCCUUAUAUGCGAAUGGGUGUUACUUCGGAAAGACUACGAGGAUCAGCGUUGCCUCGGCCUGCGUGUGCCGAGCUGGUUGCGCGGCUUCUACUGCGCUUUGGUCUCGUUUGGCCUGGGAACCUGCUUUGUUGAGCUCAGCACCAACAUUGCCAAGAACGUCAUAGGAAGACCACGACCGCAUUUCUUUGAUUUAUGCAAGCCAUCAGUGGACUGCGGUAUUGAGAGGUGGCGCGGACGGUACAUCCAGGCGGAUGAGUACACAUGCACCGGCACUCUUACAGACAAGUUCACGGACAUGCACAUGUCUUUCCUCAGCGGACACUCAGCCUGGUCCGCGUACACUAUGAUUUAUUUAGCUCUAUAUCUAGAGAAGCGCAUGGUUUGGCGCGGCACCCGAGUCCUCCGCCAUUCUCUGCAGUUCGUGGUCGUCAUGCUGAGCUGGUUCACCGCGCUUUCUCGUGUCUCAGACUACAAGCACCACUGGAGCGAUGUGCUCGCUGGUUAUUUCCUUGGUGUUACACUUGCUGUACUUGUGUGGACGUGGGGCACCGAUAUCGUACCUCAGAAGAAAAAACAUUCCCCGUUGCCUCAACAUGACUUUUCCAUGGCAAUACACCCACAUGCAGCAGCGCCUGCGUAGCAGAUACAUAAUUUAAUAAUUAAUUUACGAUAAUACU
This is a messenger RNA of Papilio machaon (common yellow swallowtail), 981 nucleotides long. Its product is annotated as putative phosphatidate phosphatase. The coding region runs from base 81 to 944 and encodes 287 amino acids. Lineage: Eukaryota; Metazoa; Arthropoda; Insecta; Lepidoptera; Papilionidae. The transcript is spliced from 6 exons. Gene Ontology annotation, biological process: phospholipid metabolic process; phospholipid dephosphorylation; signal transduction. The record is from RefSeq and is a predicted model, not a curated record. Gene Ontology annotation, molecular function: phosphatidate phosphatase activity.